Messenger RNA from Cheilinus undulatus (humphead wrasse), 1072 nucleotides. RefSeq names its product NADH:ubiquinone oxidoreductase core subunit S7 (gene ndufs7). The transcript is spliced from 8 exons. NCBI's taxonomy places the organism in Eukaryota, Metazoa, Chordata, Actinopteri, Labriformes, Labridae. Gene Ontology annotation, biological process: mitochondrial respiratory chain complex I assembly; aerobic respiration; electron transport coupled proton transport. Bases 45 to 704 code for a protein of 219 amino acids. The record is from RefSeq and is a predicted model, not a curated record. Gene Ontology annotation, molecular function: quinone binding; NADH dehydrogenase (ubiquinone) activity; 4 iron, 4 sulfur cluster binding.
UAAAGACGCACAGGAAGCAAUCUGACGUAACUAAAAUUCCAAAGAUGGCGGCGUUAGCUGCGCCCCGCCUGGCCCUGUUUGGCUCCUUUUCAACAAGGCCCAUUUCAGCGUUUGCUAUUCAACAGAAGAAUCUGCACAGCGCUGCAAAACAUGAGAAUGCCACCACAAGUGUGGUUCCUGUAAGAGAGAAGAGCACGGCGGUGGCAGCAGCUAAACCAGCAGCUGUGGCCAGCAGCAAGGGGGAGUAUAUUAUCACUAAACUGGAUGAUUUAGUGAACUGGGCGCGCAGGAGCUCUCUGUGGCCUAUGACCUUCGGUUUGGCAUGCUGCGCGGUGGAGAUGAUGCACAUGGCAGCCCCCCGUUACGACAUGGACCGAUUCGGAGUGGUAUUCAGAGCGAGUCCCCGACAGGCUGAUGUCAUGAUUGUGGCAGGAACGCUAACCAAUAAGAUGGCUCCAGCUCUGCGCAAGGUGUACGACCAGAUGCCUGAACCCAGAUACGUCAUCUCUAUGGGCAGUUGUGCAAAUGGAGGAGGCUACUACCACUAUUCAUACGCUGUCGUCAGAGGUUGUGAUCGAAUUGUACCAGUGGACAUUUAUGUUCCAGGUUGUCCACCCACUGCAGAGGCUCUUCUUUAUGGGACUUUACAGCUGCAGAAGAAAAUUAAGCGUGAGAAGAAAAUGAAGAUCUGGUAUCGGAAGUGAAUGUGUUCUAUAUGUGUGUGUAUCUGCUAUGUAAAUCUUGUAUUUUGGUUUAAUUUGGAGCACUGCUCCUCCUCCACAUAGAGCUUCAGGAACUAACUUCAGUAAAAUUCCUGUUAUAAACGCACAGAAUAAUGCUGCUUAUUUUCAGCCUAACACAGUAGCUGUCAAUCUGUUCAGUUUUACUUCUUCCUUAGUCCAAAGUUAACAUCUGGAGACUUUCUGUAACAGGAAACAUAAAAAACAAGUGUUCAAGUAGCCAUGUGCAGAUCUUUUCCUCCCUGUCAAAUAAAACUUUGUGAGGCUAAGAGAUGAGUGUUAUCCUGUAUUAUCUUAAAUAUUUUAAAUAAACUGGGCUCAAGAAAACACUA